Messenger RNA from Penicillium cinerascens, 4626 nucleotides. RefSeq lists its product as uncharacterized. The transcript is spliced from 2 exons. Gene Ontology annotation, cellular component: chromatin; nucleus. Gene Ontology annotation, molecular function: ATP binding; ATP-dependent chromatin remodeler activity; histone binding. The annotation marks the transcript as partial. The record is from RefSeq and is a predicted model, not a curated record. Gene Ontology annotation, biological process: negative regulation of transcription by RNA polymerase II; chromatin remodeling. NCBI's taxonomy places the organism in Eukaryota, Fungi, Ascomycota, Eurotiomycetes, Eurotiales, Aspergillaceae.
GGUGCAGAAGGUUUUGAAGAGCCUGAUGGCCCUGGCGCCACUGCUGCACAGCUGUUGAGUCAGCUCGAGGAGUCCCGUUCUGAUGCAGUACUCACUGCGGGGGAUAAUGGUCGACAAAUUCGAGAAUCUCGGGGUCCCGAAGCUUCUCCAGCUAGAGAAGCCCCGUCCUUCGAAAUUAUACCCCCGGUCAUUCUCAACCCGAACGAUUACAAAUACUUGCCCGGUCACUUUGCGGUGCGCCGUAUCUUGGAACUCGAUUCAACCACCGAGAAGCCGCUCUACACUGUCCGCCUUCAAAGUGGAGAGCGAGAAACAAUGACCCACGACCGAUUUAUGGAUUUAGACAACAGCGCCCAGGCUCUAGAGCAAUACAACCCAAACUCGGAUUCAGAUGACGAUCUAAUCCUGGUUGACCAGGGGCGGGUCUCUCGCAGGUCCUUUUUGAAUGCUGAUGGAGCAGCAUCUGAUGAUUCUGACUACGCUGUCACUCCAGUUCACCGCAACCUUCGCCGCCUGACCGUACGUGGGCGAUCCUCAGGGUUCUACCAAAUUGAACAAAGCUCCAGCGACAAGGACGACAGCGAUCAGGAAAGUUCCACCGAUGAGCUUACCGAGCCUCAACCACGCAUGAGGAACCUGAGACGAGGCGGUGGACGAACGGGAACCCGAGGACUCAGGCGAGGUGCAAGACGGGGCAUUGGGAAAUCAACUCGCACUUCGUCUUCAGAUGACUACUCCCCCCCGGCUAGAGCCACACGUGUCUCGGGGCGUGAUAGGAAGUCUCUCCGGAAGAAUCUGCGGGAGCGAUUCGAGGAUGACGUUUCAGAGGCCGCGAGUGACGCUCCCAAGCAGCAAAAAUAUGCCGGAGCCAGGGAGACCUUCCGUAAGAUUUCGCAUGACGACGAGUUCCGGCAAUGUCACUUUGCAUGCUGCGAUACCUGCAGUUACUACGAGGAUGAUCCGCAGAAAGGCCCCUUGGUCUUUUGCCAGGGUUGUAGCGCAUCCUAUCAUCAAACUUGCCUUGGGCCGCGGAGUAGUCGGGAACAUCUUGUCACUAAGGUCGAUGAAGGUCACUUCAUUCUCCAAUGUCGCCGUUGUCUUGGCGUUGCUCACAGCAAACACGAUAUUUCCCCUCAUUUGGGCCGCUGUGCUGUGUGUCAUGAGGAAGGCCCAAUGGCGCAGCCACUGCGAGAGCGUCUUACCUCCAAGGAGGAGCAACAACAACGAAUCGCUAAUGGUGGUACGGACCCUGUCACCCUGGUUGAAAUGGCUCGUGUGGACAACAUCGACAACGUCCUGUUCCGAUGCACCGGUUGCCAUAGAGCCUUCCACGUUGAACAUCUUCCACCGAUCGAUGGUCAAGACCCCUCCGAGAAGUUCUCUGAUUAUAGCGCUCAUUGGCAAUGCCGCGACUGCUCCGAUGCUCCGGGCGAAAUACAUGAAAUUCUUGCCUGGCGUCUCCUCAACCCCGGAUCCAUGGGGAAUGAUGUUCCCCAUGCUGAGCUCAUCCCGGAGAUUGACAAGGAGUACCUAAUCAAAUGGAAACGCAAGUCAUACUUCCGCGUCGUUUGGAUGCGUGGUGACUGGGUCUUCUGCGUCAGUAAUCCUACCACGCGUCGAUCGUUCUACUCCUCAGACAGUGCUCGAAAACCGAUCCCGACGACAGAAGAGGCGGUUUCUGAGGAUAAACUGCGGGUCGACAUCGUCUUUGAGGUGGCAUACUUGGACAAUACCGCCAAGGAAGACAAAUCCAACCCUCGGAUGGUCAAAGAGGCGUUUGUCAAAUACAAGGGCCUGAACUAUGAGGAUUCCGUAUGGGAGGAACCACCGAGCCCAGUCGAAGAAAACCGGUGGACGGAUUUCGAGACUGCGUUCAAAGAUUGGCUGGCCCGGGGCGAUAUCCAGACUCCCGACCGAGACAUUCUCGAGGACCAGUUGGCCAUUAUCCGGACCCAGGAUUUCCAGCAAAAGCUGUUGCUGUACACGCAGUCUGACCUGAUUACUGGCGGUGACCUCAUGGAAUACCAAAUGGAUGGUGUGAACUGGCUUUACUACAUGUUUGUGAGACAGCAGAAUGCCAUUCUGGCGGAUGACAUGGGCCUUGGAAAGACCAUACAGGUCAUUGGUCUGCUCGCAACUCUCAUUGAAAAGCACGCGUGUUGGCCCUUCUUGAUCUGUUGUCCAAAUGCGACCGUUCCGAAUUGGCGACGUGAAAUCAAGAACUGGGCACCGAGCAUUCAAGUCGUUACUUAUUUCGGCACUCAAUAUUCACGUCAGAUGGCCAGAGACUACGAAAUGUUCCCGCGAGGCGGGAGAGAUCUCCACUGCCAUGUCGUAAUCGCUUCAUAUGAAAGUAUGAUCGAUGACGAGGCGAAAAGAGUCCUGAACAAGGUUCCAUGGGCAGGCUUGGUGGUCGACGAAGGACAACGUCUGAAGAACGACAAAUCUCAGCUCUACGAGCGGCUUUGUCGUAUGAAGUUUGGCUUCAAAGUCCUCCUCACCGGCACUCCCUUACAAAACAACAUUCGUGAACUGUUCAACUUGCUCCAGUUCCUCGACCGAGAGAAGAACGCCGAAGCGUUGGAAGAGGAAUAUAGUAUGCUUGACCAGGAGAAAAUUCGGACCCUUCAUGAAAUGAUCCGUCCAUUCUUCCUUCGUCGUACUAAGGCCGAGGCCUUGCCAUUCUUGCCGCCCAUGGUUCAAAUCAUCGUUCCCGUCUCAAUGUCUCUUGUGCAAAAGAAACUGUACAAAUCGAUUCUUGGAAAAAAUCCUCAGUUGAUCAGGGCCAUUGUCAAGAAACAGGCCGGUCAAAUCAAGAAGCAAGAUCGCCACAACUUGAACAACAUCUUGAUGCAGCUCCGAAAAUGCCUUUGCCACCCGUUCAUCUACAACAGAGCCAUCGAGGAGUAUACCAGCGACGCUGUGUUGGCUCACAGGCACUUGGUGGAAGCCUCGGGGAAGCUUCGGUUGCUAGACCUGAUGCUGCCGAAACUACACGAACGUGGACACAGAGUUUUGAUCUUCAGCCAGUUUUUGGAGAAUCUUGACAUCGUUGAAGACUUUCUCUCUGGUCUUGCCUUGAAAUACUGUCGUCUGGACGGGAAGCUAGCGGCUAAAGAGAAGCAGCAACAGAUCGACAGGUUCAACGAGCCCGACUCUCAAUACUUUGCUUUUCUGCUCUCAACUCGAUCGGGCGGAGUGGGGAUCAAUCUUGCCACCGCGGAUACUGUCAUUAUCAUGGACCCCGACUUCAAUCCCAAGCAAGACAUGCAAGCUUUGUCCCGAGCUCAUCGAAUUGGCCAGCAGAAGACUGUGCUCGUUUUCCACCUGACAACGCGCGCUUCCGUGGAAGAAAAGAUCAUGCAGAAGGGCAAAAAGAAGCUGGCCCUUGAUCAUGUUCUAAUCGAACGCAUGGAAGCCGAUGAAGACGAGGAAAAUCUAGAAUCCAUUCUUCAACACGGCGCUGCAUCUCUGUUCAGUGAUGAUGAUUCAGCCGACAUCCACUAUGACUCGCCGUCCAUUGACAAACUGCUGGACCGUGGUCAGGUCGAAAAGGCAGAGCAUGUUCCUGACAACAAUGACUCUGGCUCUGCAGAACAGCCGAAGUUCAAUUUUGCACGCGUCUGGCAGAAUGAUCAAGGCACUUUGGAGGAAGUUGCUGACGAAGCUGAAGCUUCAUUUGAGGAUGUCAAUGCCUGGGAAGAAAUUCUCCGUGAGCGUGAACGUGAUGCCAAUGAAGAGGAAAAUCGCAAAGCUGAGGGUCUGGGUCGUGGUAAGCGCAAGCGAGCGACGGUCAACUACCAGACGAUCAGAGAAGAAGAAGCAGGCGAUCUCGACAUUCCCGACUCCUCGCCUGUCAAGCCUCGGAGCAACAAUGACAGUGAUGUCGAAUUCCGGGAGGGCGAGCUAGAAAGCGAUUCGGCGGAUGACGAGGAUAUAGCCGUAGAUGCCCUGGAUAUCGAUCUGCAUAACGGCAUGCCUCCGAAACCAGAGGUCCGCCCCUUCAAGCGUGUCCAGCUGCUACCACCUAGUCUCGAUGGCACUAUGGAUUCCGGUCCUCCCAUGCCAUUCGGAUCUAAAUGCAUUGCAUGUAGUGGGUCUCAUCUCUUGGGUGCCUGUCCACUAAAGCAGGCGGGUGUCGAGAACUGUCCGCUCUGCGGCCUGGCACAUUUUGGAAAGCGCCGGUCCUGUCCACAUUUGAAGUCCCCAAUUCAGAUACAGCGCAUGCUGCUGGCACUGUCCAGGAGCAAGGAGGACCCAAAACUUGUGUCCAUGGCCACGAAGUACCUACGCGGCAUCAUCAAAAGCUCCGCGCGGCUCAAGCGCCAGAAAGCUGCAAAGGCUGCGAUGACAUCAAUGACCCCCAACGUUUUUCAACCCACGAAGGCUCCCCACCAUCUUACAGCAACCACCCCCAGUUCGUCUCAGACUCCUCCUAUGGGUGUCUUCCAACCCAUGGGAGCUUCCCACCAACUUCCUACCGCCGCACAGCGUCCCGGAUAUUCACCGACUCCGAUCGACCUCACCGGCCCCGAUUCUCCCGCCAGAGCCUCCAACAACAAUGUCGAUCAGCCUCCACCUCCUCGCUCCAAUGUCCCAACCCAGUUGCAGCUUCCUCCUCCUUGA